AUGGAUCCUCGCCCCACGAAGAAACGCCUGUCCAUGGCAUGUAAUAAUUGCCGACUGCGAAAAGUGAAAUGCGAUGCAGAUUAUCCACGAUGUCGCAACUGUCGAGUUCGCGAUGAAAUUUGUGCUACUUGUGAUCCUCGGCGCCCCGGUGAACCUGUAGUGCGAGAAUGGAUUGUCACAGAGAAGAUACAGGAACUCGACACAACCAAACAUGCAGUAUACGCCAGUCCUACUCCCUCUCUACAGCGACAAUUAUUUCCACAAGGUAAUGCUCCAGGUACACAGACGGAUCAAUCUAUAGCGGCCAGUGGACACAAUGAUCGAUGUCCCUUUGCCCGGGAUAACGAGCCUGGCCAUACUCCUCUGCAUGAAUCUCCCGUACAUCAACCAUUUCACGUCAGCUCAAACACCGACCCGGAGUUGAAUCGCACUAAGAUAGUCGGUGGCAGCAGUUCGCAAUGUUUGGCAAAAUCAUUGGACGUCUACCUCAAGUCAGUGCACCGGAAACCCAUCUCCGAUAUGUUCAAAUAUGGAAUGAGAUAUGCAGAAGAGUUUGACAUUCCGUUGGAAGUCUCAUUGCCACCAUUACCAGUUUCUUCUCGCCUUCGUGCAUAUAUUUCGACUUUUUUUGAUCGUAUUCAUCCGUUGUACCCGCUAUUUGACGUUGAACACUUCCAAGGGGUUGUCAACCAGUUGGUAGAAUGGAAAGAGGAGCUCAAAUCGAUGCUAAGGGAUCAAAUACCAUGGCUUGCAAUCAUUUAUCUGGGUAUUAGUAUGGGCGCAGAUGAACAAUCUCGUAGUAUCACUGCCGAUGGGACGCGAUACCUCCAUGCAGCUGCAACUCUUCUCAGCCACGUGACAUUUGUGCCCUAUCUUCCCGCAGUACAGGCGCUGCUCAUGUACACUAUUGCCUAUCGUGGACGAAACCAAGAAGGUCUGGGAUGGCAAACCUUGGGAAUGGCUAUUCGUAUCGCGCACACCAUAGGCAUUCAUCGAAGAGCAGCCUAUAGUGCUCCUCGUUCCAGUGAUAUGCAUCUCAUACCGAAGUAUAUACACGAAGGCCGGAUCUGGGCAGUAUGUUGCAUCCUGGAAAAGUGCAUGGAGCUGGAAUCAGGACGGCCAACCUCAAUCCCUUAUUCAUUUGCAUGUGACGAUAUCCUACCGCCACACCUUCACGAACAUGACGAUGGGCAACUUCUUCGGUGGCAGUUAGGGCUGGCAGUGUAUCAGCAUGAAAUCUCUCAACAUAUAUACGGCCAUACAUUACGGAAACGCAGGGCACGCGAGAUUCUACUAGACACGGCUCGACUUGAUAAGUGCCUCUUAGACUGGGUCAACAGUAUACCUCCUCAAACGCGGCCGGGAAAUGACAUUUUCUGUCCAAAGGGUGUCUUACAUCUUGCUGCAUUAUUAUCUAUGAUGUACCACGAGGCAAUGAUAACGCUCCAUCGAGCAGCACUCAUUGCACCCAAUGCAAACUUUGAGGCUGAAGUUGAGAAGGAAGGUCCUGAUGACUCGUCACGGUUUCGCAUUCUCGGCGGAGAGUCGAUUUGUAUUAAUAGUGCAAGAGCCAUUGCGAAGUUGAGUAUUGAGCUUUCGGACCAAAAGACAGAUACAAGAUUGAUACCAAUCGGCGUUCCAUUGCUGGCGUGUAUUGUGUUGGCUAUCUAUCAAAUAAAGCAUCCAGAUAGCAGGAUGCAAUCCACAGAUCUACCGCUCCUGAAAACAUGCCUAGAAAUCUGCAGUGAAAAAUGGAUUGAAUGUGGUCAAGAUAGUCGUUUCAUCCAAGGCUUGUCAACAAUAUACGAGCGUGUCAGUGGAUAUAUUAACUCUCAGAGAGCCAGCAAAAUACCGAAUGCGCCCCAAAAUCGUACAACAACUGGGCAUAUUUUAUCAGAUCCAUCACACUACACCAAAAAGUCGCGGGUCGCAUCUAUACAAAACACCCAUUUUACUGACUUGAGUCAACAAUCCUCUGGUUCUAAUAGCGCAAAUCACAUACCCUAUUCCGACAGUAGACGGCACGAUACUGAUGAAGGAAAUGCCGCACAUACAGUAGCACAACCGACGUAUGAACAUAUUCCAAACGAUGCACCUAUACUAUCUCAAUAUGACCAUACGAAAGAAACUGUCAACAGUCAGCAUGGCCAUCUUCCACCGAGUGUCCAAGGUUAUGACUGGCUGCAGGAGUCAUCGCUACAGGGAGACAGCCAAUUUCCCUUUGAUGGAUACAAUGUUGAAGAUUUGUGGGAGUGGAUGCUUUAUUUUGACUCGCAACCGGAAGGAGUGUCUGAUACUUGCACUUGA
Messenger RNA from Talaromyces stipitatus ATCC 10500, 2307 nucleotides. RefSeq lists its product as uncharacterized. Gene Ontology annotation, molecular function: zinc ion binding; DNA binding; DNA-binding transcription factor activity, RNA polymerase II-specific. Gene Ontology annotation, biological process: DNA-templated transcription; regulation of DNA-templated transcription. The record is from RefSeq and is a predicted model, not a curated record. Bases 1 to 2307 code for a protein of 768 amino acids. The transcript is spliced from 3 exons. Lineage: Eukaryota; Fungi; Ascomycota; Eurotiomycetes; Eurotiales; Trichocomaceae.